AUGUUCCCAGCCUAUAAAGUUCUAUGUGUAUUUAUUCGACAGAUAUCAAAACCUUUUGCUAAUUACUUGAAACGACGCGCGAGUGAGAACGAGGGAUUUAGAAACAUUUGCAUUGCAUUUGGAAAUAGGAGCUUUGCCUUCGACAGAUAUAUCUCAAGGCGCUUUUAUAACUCAGAAGUAGGUGAUUGUGAGCCUGUUACUAUAUCUCAAGAGCGUUCGGUUAACAUUGGUACCGAACUUUUGGGAGAGUGCGUAAUAUUUGGAAUUGCAGCGGCGCUAAUAACUGCAGAAUACGCUAGAAGCGUUCGAAAGGAGUUUAGAAAGGAAGCUAAGCUGCAAGAACGCUUGAAUAAUAUAGACCUUAGGCAACAACAGAUACUAGACUCUAUCAAGGAGGAGGUGAAUAUUCAACUUGAUAAAAGACUCGCAUCUCUCGAAAACUCAGAGGACAAAAAACCUAAAGGACUAUUCGAAAAUCUUUUAAAAUUGUAA
Messenger RNA from Theileria equi strain WA, 492 nucleotides. RefSeq lists its product as hypothetical. Gene Ontology annotation, cellular component: mitochondrion. Lineage: Eukaryota; Apicomplexa; Aconoidasida; Piroplasmida; Theileriidae. The transcript has a single exon. The record is from RefSeq and is a predicted model, not a curated record. Gene Ontology annotation, biological process: regulation of lipid metabolic process. The coding region runs from base 1 to 492 and encodes 163 amino acids.